Messenger RNA from Vitrella brassicaformis, 4223 nucleotides. NCBI's taxonomy places the organism in Eukaryota, Vitrellaceae. The record is from the annotation of a GenBank genome assembly.
CCCUGCCCUGCCCACUCACAAACCAAAAGAGUCAGUCAGUCCGUCACAUCAUUCGACAGAUCGAUCAACGAACACACACACGGGUCAGCCCUUCCUCCCUCCCAUUCACUGCGCAGCACUGAUGCUCUGCGUGUGGCUGCCGCCAUCCAGAUCCACCCAUCCGCCAUCAUCGCCCCCACCACUACCGCCUUCCUGUGCACCACUCAGGCGCAGCGGUAGUAUCGCCUUGGUGUGGUUCCAAGGCCCCCCCGUCACCUCACUGCUAAUGCUGCUGCUGCUGCCAAUGGUGGGAUGAUGCACCUGCAUACGGAGUGGGGGGAAAGAUACACAGCAUACGUGGCUAUACUGCUGUCCGUUGCGGUGACUUACCGCCCCGCCUGUGGUGGGUCGUGGGUGUCCCUCUGUGUCGUCAUAGAACUCAAUGGCAUCACGUGAGUCGAUGCCCAGCUGCCGACACAGCUCCUACACACACACAGCAGCACAGCACAGCACAGCACAUAGAGCGAUGAUCUGGCUCCCUUGCUACCGUCUAGCUACAUGGUAGACUGCACAGACACCAGCGUAGGUACCUCAAGGUGCUGGUGCUUGGCCCAUGACUUGAGCUCAUUUCUCCUGACGCUCACCAGCAGUGACAGCUUCUCCAUCGCCCACUCCUCGCGGAAGUGCUGCGUGACGAACAACCGCAGCACGCUCACCAGGUCGUCGGCACUCAAGUCGCCCGCCCGCUGCACCAGCGACCUGCAGAGGUCCCUCGGGGCCGCCAGGUCGAGUGCAGUGACGGCCUGCAGCGCCCUUGCCAUCUGCUUGGCGGUCCCCUCCCCCCUCUCCCUCUCCUCGACCCCAUGGCCAUCAGGGUAGGGGUAGAAGAAGUUCCGUACCAGCUCGCCGCCCAGCUGGGCCACCAGCUCUUCCAUCGUCCUCCUCUCGUGGCCGCAGAGGCCGAUGCGGCCCUUGGGGUCACUCCAGUGCAUCUGGAGGGCACGAAGCGCGGCCGUCGUGGCGUCGAGAGAGAGGUACUCGCACACCAGGGGAGUGUCUGUGUCGGUGUCUGCGUGGGUGGGGUGGCCUGUGUGGGGAGAGGGGGAGGGAGUGAGGAGGUGGGCGGCGAUCUCGCGGUAGAGGUCUUCGCAUUCGGCUGGGGUGAGGGCGUCUUGUUGCUCUCCGUCUUCCUCGUCAGCUGUGGCCUGGUCGCGGGCCUUGAUGACCUCAAUCAUCAACGCAGGCAGCAGCUCGGCACGACACGCUGACACCACACACACACACACACACACGCAGAGAGAGAGAGAGAGAGGGAGAGAGAGGGAGAGAUCACACAGAAAGAUCUCGCACACCGACAGCAAGGUCACCUGUGACAUGUGGCCUCAAUUGUCGCUGCCACUGGGGUCUGGCAGAGUCGGCCGGGAAGGAGCAGAUCGCCUGCACCAAUGCGUCUGCGGGCGCCUCGGGCAAGAUCCGCAUCAAGCCCCCAUAGGUAGCACAGGCGCUCUCCCUAUCCAGCAACACAUCGCUCUCGCCACCCUCCCCGCCUCCUUGGCUGCUGGCGGCCGCCGACUCCAGCAACGACGGCUCCUCUUGGACAAUGCGUCUGCCGAUCUCAGUGCCCUCAGCUGGUGGGGGCGCCUCGACACGCAUCGGCCGAUCCUUCACCGUGACUUUCGUCUCGUCAGGUGCAAAGGACGCCUCGUUGCCGUCACCUCUGUUCCUCUUGUCGCCACCCUCUCUCUCCCAGGCAAACUCCACCUGCUGCGGGGCCUUGCGGACGGUGUGCUGCUGCUGCUUCCUCGCCGGUAGCUCGCCCCACAUGUCGGAUUUUGGCUCCUCAGAUGCCGCAUCUUGCUCCGGCUCCUUCUUUAGGUGGGGCACCGGCCAUGUGCCCCUCGGCUGCUGGUUACCAUGCUCGCCCCACGCACCCCUCCCUGGCCCACCGCCGGCGUGGUAGAGGUCCGGCCGCUUCAGCCGUCGCGGCUUGGUGCCACCAGACGCCAGCGAGCUGUCUGGUGGGUAGACGAGGAAGUCGGCCGUGGCGUCGGAGAAUGUGUUGCACUGGUCGACGAGACCUGCCUCUUCCGACUUGUACUGACGGAUGGGGCGCGGAGAGGGCUGCAAGGGAGACGGCGGCUCAGUGGCGGGGGCGGGGGCGGGUGGGAUUGGGAUGGGCGUCUUGGGAAGGAGGGGUGGGUCACCCGCCUCCACUGCUGACAGCCACGAAUCUGCCAAGAAGCAUCCGUAGACAUGCACCGACCGAUUCAUGGUGAGUGUCUGGCUGUCUUCCGUGUGUGAGCCUGUGUAAGUAACCUUCAUCUGGAAACAUGCCUUUGACCACUUUAUCGACAACAAGCCAUCCAGCAGGGGCCAUCGCACCCCUAACACCCUCGCCAUCGUCUCCCAGCCGCUUCACAGACGGCACCACCCCCUCCCCCACCACACACACCCCUCGCCCCUCGUCGCUCCCUCCUUCCUUCAUCCUCACCCACGCCCAAGGGUCAUAGUUCACCCGAUGCAGCCCGAGUGCGCGCAGACACCGCACCACGCCGGCCUUGAAGUCCAGCGCCGCACAUGCCAAGAUGCAUCGGAGGAAGAGCGUGUCGUCCAUCUGUGUGCGGUCGGCGAGGGCGUCCCCGAGGUAGGUGGACGCGGGUGAUGAGAAGGACUGCAUGAUGGCCGUAGUCAUGAAGGCGUCGGGGUUGCCGCUGGCAGCGUAGCUCUCCAGCAUGCCGACCCGCUCCUCGAUGAGGGUGGACCGCAGUUUGUGCGGCACGGCGGUGGCGGCCGUCUCCUCCAGAAGGGUGUCGCGAUACCCAGCCGUCUGAAGCGCUUGCAGGAUCUGACAGACAACCGUCCAUCCGUCCGUCCCCCCAUGUGAAGUGAAGCAUCAGCCCGGCCCAUUCAUUGGUGCGCUCACUGCACUCACUGACCUGUCCAAUUUCCUUUGGUUUGAGGUGUCUGGGUGCCCGUAUGACCAUGAACGACAGCCGGCGGUAGAAGUUGAAAGCGCGGUGUCGCAUGCGGCUGAAUGAUGACAGCAGGGAGGGAAUGUGGUCGAGUGGGAGCUCCAGCAGACGGGUGGCGAGGUGCUCCUCCAGCGUCAUGGCCAGGUCCCGCUGGUGACACCCCAGGCGAGAUAGGGACUCGGCUAUCGCCACCACCUGACACACACGGACAGGGAUCAUGGUGUGUGAGGAUGGUGUGGUGUGGUGAGAAGGUUUGGUCACACACAUCAUCCCUACCUCUGGCACUGAGAAGUGUAGGAUUCCGAGCUUGACCUCCUCCGCAAUGACAUUGACGAGCGCCUCAUCGACGAUGUUGAGCCGACUGAAGGCCCAGGCCACCUGACACAGCUCCUGCACACACACACACACACACACACAUGCCCGCCCCCGCGACACACAAUGCAGUCAGUGCAGAAGAACUGUUGUCUGUCUGUCUGUCUGUCUGUCAUCUUUUUCCCCCCCACACACAGACCUGUGGCGGGUAGGUGUUUGACUUGUCGAUGACCUCUCUGGCGACGGCGUCGAAUAGGUGCUUGCGGUAGAUGUCCACCUUGGCGUAGUGGAAGGCCACCGAUGCCACACCCUUGGCAGCCAUGUGGGGCAGUCGAUGGAGCAGUUCCUGGGCCAGCACAUCGAAGAGCGGCUCAUGGCGGAUCCCCAGCCGCCCAUAUCCCGCCACAAUCACGGCCAUGUCGGUGUGCGUCAGCUCCGUAGCCUUCAGAGCAAUGUACUUGGACAGGACGUUGAACAGCUUUGGGUCUGCAUGGCUGCCCUUGGAGAAACCGAUGACGGCACGCGCGAGUUCCUUGGUCUUGAGUGACGAGGCGAGGUCCAUGAGUGCAGUGGAGCAGCGCUUCCAGAAGUUGCGGUUGGAGAGAGUGAGCUGGCCGGCGGUUUCGAUGGUGUCGAUGAGUUGCCCGGCCUCCAUGUGGUGGAUGGGGGUGCGGACGAACGUCUGGUAGGGGAUGCGCUGGGGGUUGACGGUCUGCUCGUACUUGUCAUACUCCGACAGACGCUCCCGCUUCUUGGCGAAAGAUCUCCCCUGAUGCUUCACAGAUGCGGCUGCGGGCAAUGAGUUUCUCAAGGCAGGCGGCCUUGCAAAGGCCCUGUUUGGCAGCAUCUUCCUUGAGUUGAGCCAAGCUUGCAGGUGGAAUCCAUGAAACUGCUCACCCGGCUUGUUGAGAAACCAAUUAGACUAUAGCCGAGGUUAUCCAUCUGCAGGCCGACAGAUCA